This is a messenger RNA of Anguilla anguilla (European eel), 4356 nucleotides long. RefSeq names its product BCL2 associated athanogene 5 (gene bag5). Gene Ontology annotation, cellular component: membrane; nucleus; cytosol. Gene Ontology annotation, biological process: protein stabilization; negative regulation of protein ubiquitination; regulation of inclusion body assembly. Gene Ontology annotation, molecular function: adenyl-nucleotide exchange factor activity; protein-folding chaperone binding. Lineage: Eukaryota; Metazoa; Chordata; Actinopteri; Anguilliformes; Anguillidae. The coding region runs from base 1974 to 3320 and encodes 448 amino acids. The transcript is spliced from 4 exons. The record is from RefSeq and is a predicted model, not a curated record.
GCUAUGAAUAAAGAGCAAGUGUUUUAUGGCAAAGAAAAGCUAUAUAUUUAUUGACAGGUGAAUAUUAGAGAUAGCUAGAUUGCUUGUGUUCAUUUUUGCCGUAUAUAUUAAUCCUAUGUUUAAUUAAUUAUAUAUGAGACAGUGUAUCGGAGACACUGUGUUGUAUGUACGUGUUAGUUCGUGUUUUAUGAUGGGUGUGCCAACCAGAGGUAACCAAAAUUGGUCAACAGCCGCAUUCAAUUAGGAAAUAACUAUAUAUGGAGCAUUUCACUUGUGUGAAUCUUUGCUCAGGGGUGAGGGACAAGUUAUCAUAUACAGUCGCAUCUUUUUGGAGCAAUGUCAGUUUUGGUUUUGAAUCAUGUCAGAAAGGCCAAUACACACACCGCUAGUACAGAGUCGUUUGAGAUUGAAUCACUGAGCGUAGUGACAUUCACUAUAUUGCAGUAAGAAUUUUUUCUUACAAGAAUGGACAUAGGGCUAACGUUCAAAUGCAGAAAGCAUCACAUGGCCAAUUCCCAGGGCUUCCAGAGGAGUCUUGUGGUGAACCAGCAAACUCGGACUUUGCCAGCUGUUGGUUUUCUCAGAGAAAGCAUCUCCGGCAUUGGCAUCUCCUGCCCCCUGAGAAUUUGGACCUGCACAGCCACAUGAUCUUGUUGCUGAGUGAGAGUGUAAACAUCAGGAGAGACAGCAGCUGUGGUGUUUCUGGGCAUAAUGACUCAUCCUGUACUGACCCAGUCAGUCAAUAUAUGUAUUUUCUCUCUUGUAGGCUAAUUGUAGCAUACAGUGUAAAAAAAAGGCUAUGACUCAUGUAGUUGUUUUCUCCGCCAUUUGUAGGUGAAUGCUUUAUUAUAAGGCAGAAUCAGUUCCUAGUCUUCCUUUAGCUUACACCAUUUUUUAAAUGUCCUCUUUUUCAUCUGUGGAAAAAAAUUACAUUUUAAAUAUGUCAGCACCUAUGCAGACUUUUCUACUGAGAGCAGUCUUUUAGUGGUCUAAUGUUUGUGCUUAUUCUGGAGUUCUAGAGCCCAUGAACAUAGUGACAAUUUGCAUGUUAUUGCAUGAUGAUCUUUAGUGAUCACACUAGUUUCUGAAGUACAGGUAUCUAAAUUGCACAGUUAGAAUAGUGGAAAGCAUUUAUUGUAUACUCCGUAUAUUUUAAAAAUCAUUUGUUUCUACUCUAAAAUCUGGAGUCUUGUGCUCUCUCCAGUUGUAAAUUUUUUGAGAGCCUGUCGAGACAGAAUCAGCACAAAUUCAGACUUAUGUGUAACCUGUUAUAUAAAAACGAAAGACAAGGAAUCUUCAGACUCGUUCAUGUCCCUGGAGGCCUGUUCCAUUGCUGUCAGAUCACUCUUUCACUGAUGUUCAGGGGUGGCUGCUGUAGUUGCACAUAACGUUUAGCAUUCUAGGAAUUAAUAGUUCAUUAUCACAUUCUUUAGGUAUUACUACUAUAAUUAAAUAGGGAUCUUUUUAUUUAUUUUUUGUGAAGACUGACACAGAACUGGAACAGAAUUUAGAGGUAAACCUUUUGAUGAAUGAGUGGCUUUCACUGGAAAUCUGUUUAUGCUGCCAAAUUUGUACCAUCGUGUACAUACCUGAAGUAAGCUAAUGUUUUGAAAUCCCGGUGGGAUAUGAUGCUGUCGCUUUAAGAUCUAGUACAAGCUGUGGGCCAAAUCUGUGGUGACGUCACUGUGAAAUAGUUGCAGUGUUUCCUACCGAUAAAACAUUCUUCAGUAUCUUCAGUGACUGAAUGCCAGUGGCGCAUAACUUAUUGGUGUAUUUCGGAACUAGCAGCUCAUGAGCUCAUUCAAUGGCACCUUUCUCAGCUGUAAUUGUACCCACGUGAUUUGGAAUAAGGAACCCCCCGUGUACGCUGCAUGCAUUUGUAAGAUUGCAGAAGUGAAGUAGAAAAGGCUAUAACUGAGUCUGUCCCCUGAAAGUGCAGCCUGUUCGGGAAGCCCUUUGAUGGUGGGAAGAGGAUGGAUAAUGGCAGCCAGCACCCCUCCAUGUUGCGCCUGCAGGAGAUCCAGCAGGAGGUGGCCCGGCUGGGCCAGCAGGUGUGCACCUUCAGCGGGCUGCAGAGCGACCGCGAGUACCGGCGGCUGGAGCGCGAGCUGAGCCGGCUGCAGAUGGAGGUGGACCAGGUGGAGACGGAGGGCAAGGCCGAGCUGCAGCAGGCCCGCAAGCGGGCGGCCCAGGAGCUGGAGGGGCUCCUGCGCUACCUGGAGGAGAACGCCACGCACCCGUCCCGCCUGGCCAUCGAGGAGCUGAGCCAGGAGGCGCAGCGGCUGGUGGAGCAGGGCGUGGUGGAGCCGCAGCGGGCGGGCGCGGCCGAGAUCGGCGACGAGCUGGUGGACGCCAUCCAGGAGCUGGUGCUGCGGCUGACGCAGGUGAAGACGGGCGGGCGCGUGCCCCUGCGCAAGGCCCGCUACCGGGCGCUGACGCGCGUGUGCGCCGUGCAGGACGUCAUCGAGGGCCGCGCCCGCCAGCAGACGCUGCCGCUGCCGCUGUCCGAGGGCACGCACGCCGCCGUGCAGCGCAUCAACCAGGUGAUGGUGCAGGUGAGCGGCGCACGCAGCCAGCUGGUGGCGCUGCUGAUGGGCCUGAGCGGGCGGGACAGCUGCGCCCACCUCUCCCGCGUCCUCACUGAGCUGCUGGUGGAGCUGGACGCCCUGGACGUGUCCGGCAACGCGUCCGUCAGAAACUACCGCAAGCGCGUGGUGGAGGAGAUCAACGGCCUGCUCAAGCACCUGGACCUGGAGGGCGAGGGAGACGACACGUGCAGAUACGAUCUGGCCCAGAACGAUUCCAUCCGGCAGAUCGAGGCGGUGCGCGGGCGGGUGGCCCAGCUCCAGGGCGAGGUGCUGCGUCAGGGCGGGGCCGGCGAGUUCAGCUUCAAGCCCAAGGCGGAGCUGCAGAGCCUCCUGACGCACCUGGACCAGGUGGACACCGCCCGCAACCCCUGCAUCCGCGAGGCCCGCCGCCGAGCCGUGCUGGAGCUGCAGGCCGUCAUCACCUUCCUGGACCUGCGGGAGGCGCUGGAGAGGCGGCAGCCGGGCCCCGAGGAGCACCCCUCGCACCGGGCCGUGUGGCAGGUCCUGGCCAGCCUGUCGGACCUGCAGGCCCAGGUCCUGGGCUUCGACGGCAAGCGCGCCGACAAGAGCUACAUGGUGCUGGAGGAGCUCCUGACCAAGCAGCUGCUGGCCCUGGACGCCGUGGACCCGCAGGGCGACCAGAUGACCAAAGCCGCCCGCAAGCAGGCCGUCAAACUGGCCCAGAACAUCCUCAGCUACCUGGACAUGAAGACUGACGAGUGGGAGUAUUGACCCCUCCCACCGGGACCACCCCCCACCCCGUGUGUCCGCUCCCAAACGCAGAUGGCAUGAUGUCAUAUCACCCACUGAUCUGUAGACUGGAAAUGGCCUCCUGUAUGAUGGCUGUGUGUGUACAUAUAACAUAUGAAGGUAAUCUAUGUAUUGGGAGUGUGUAAAUAUUAACGGAGCGCUAGAGUGCACUGCAGUGGUGGCCCCCAUUUUGCCAUCUCCCCGUCUGAUCCGUGGAAAACCGAAUAGUGAUUCAUUUGUUGGAGAGGAAACCGCAUAUUACUCUUCCAUUGUGUGCUUGAAGUAUCUGCAGCAUCCCUGAACGCCUGCUUGUGAUUUUUGAUCGUCCUUGUCGGUGCGGUGCUGGAAGCUGGACCAGAAGCCUGCUGGGUCUGCUUUCUGCUCGGCCGGAGAGCAAUUCCCUCAGUGACAAGGGACCAACCUUGCAUUUUUUUUUUAAAAACGAUGGCUCUGCAAUUCCUUUUAUCCGCACAAGAUUUAGUCUAUCAGAAAAACGGCCCAAAAUAUCUAUUGCCAGAAAUUAUGCACUUUAUUUAUAGAAUGUGUUUUAUUUGUCUGUUAUAAAUUCAGCUCCAGAUACGCUUUCAAGCAGCUGCAGUGCAAGAUCUCCACCCUACCACGCUGUCACCACCAUAUCACGCAGAGGUUAAAAACCACCUCCUGCGCUGUAUCCUUAUACAGUAACGUGGAGGGGGAAUUGCAUGAAAUCCAGCUAGGAGCAUGAAAAAGCUUCCCCUGUGGAAUGAGCUGAGAGACCAGCCUAUCAGAAGCGCCAUCAAACAAGCAACCGAAGGGCCUGCCUUUGUCUGUCGGAGUCUGCCUGGACUUGUGAACGCGCGGUGGUGAAGAGCCCGGCUGCUCGCUCGCUCGCUCGCUCGCUCUUAUUUUUAACCGCGUAAAGGAAAGAGCCUUGGCUGGGUAAGCCAGAGGCCAGGGGUGUCGCGUUUGAAGCGCGGACGGUGAUCAGAGCGGACAGGGUGGAUCUCUGCUCCGAGUCGCGCGCGCGGGGGGGGGGGGG